AUGGGAGAGUUCUUGGUCCGGACGUCGACUCGAUCGAAACAGAUAUUUUUGAGCGAAAUGUCCCCUUGGACUUUCCAAUCAUGGCGCUGCGGUGGAGCCGAAUCGGACGACGAGUUUUGGACCGAAAGCAGCUUGAGAGACUCGACCGCGGACGAGGUGCGAACCGUGGCGUGGAAGUCGAGUCGGCUCCAAUUUCUCGAGUUAUCCCAGGGCCUUUCGGGAGUCUGGUAG
This is a messenger RNA of Microbotryum saponariae, 231 nucleotides long. NCBI's taxonomy places the organism in Eukaryota, Fungi, Basidiomycota, Microbotryomycetes, Microbotryales, Microbotryaceae. The record is from the annotation of a GenBank genome assembly.